AUGUCGAACGGAACUGUCGAAUUUGGAAAUCCGUUAAGAAAAUUUAAAUUGGUGUUUCUUGGGGAACAGAGCGUUGGUAAAACAUCUCUAAUCACUAGAUUUAUGUAUGACAGCUUUGACAAUUCCUACCAGGCAACGAUCGGAAUCGACUUCCUCUCAAAAACCAUGUACCUAGAAGAUAGAACUAUACGUCUUCAGCUAUGGGAUACAGCCGGUCAGGAAAGGUUUCGGAGUUUGAUACCCUCGUACAUCAGGGAUUCUUCAGUGGCCGUCGUCGUCUAUGAUAUUUCAAAUCUGAGCUCAUUUGAACAGACAACGAAAUGGAUUGAUGACGUUCGCAUGGAGAGAGGUAGUGACGUCAUCAUCAUACUCGUCGGAAAUAAAACUGAUCUAUUUGAUAAGAGGCAAGUCUCGAUGGAAGAUGGCGAGAAGAAGGCCAGAGAGCUGGAUGUGAUGUUCAUAGAGACGAGUGCCAAAUCGAGUUACAACGUGAAGCAGCUGUUUAGGAGGGUGGCGGCUGCCCUACCUGGAAUGGAUACUGCUGAAACCAUGCAAAAAAGUGUUGAGUUAAAGCCAAAAGAGACGCCGAUAGAGUUGCAUUCUACGCAGUCAAGUCGUUGCUACUGUUAACGCUGUUCUUAACCGUGGUCGUCGUCCUCACCAUUUUCACUAUCGCCAUCUUCAUCGUCGUCAUCAUUUUAGACAUAACUUGCGCAACUUUUAAAGUUAAUUAUUCUCUACUUUUUUAGUCAUUUUUUCAAUUUUUUAUUUCCAAUUUUUUACGAUCACUUUUGUUAUUUUCUCUCUCUCUCUCUCUCUCUCUCUCUCUUUCUCUUUUUUUUCUCUUUUUCUCUCUCUUUCUCUCUCUAUUAAACCAUAAUAUCUAUCUAUUUGGUAAAUCAAAAAAAAAGAAUUUUCCGUCGGAAUUCUUAAAGAUUCAUACAUCUGAACAUUCUUUCAUUUAUCCAUUCUUUCAUUCAUUCAUUCGUUCAUUCAUUCAUUCAUUCAUUCAUUCAUUUAUUUACUCAUUUGUUCGUUCUUUCCUUUUGGUCAAUCUGAGUCAUAAUAAAUUAAAAUCAGUUUUACUCUAAGUCAUAUCAGUUGGUUGUUUGAAUAUAUUUAUUUAUUUUAUUCUACUAGUUUUAUUCGUUUAUUUAUUAAU
Molecule: messenger RNA, 1162 nt
Organism: Helobdella robusta
Lineage: Eukaryota; Metazoa; Annelida; Clitellata; Rhynchobdellida; Glossiphoniidae
Exons: 8
Coding region: 1-630 (209 amino acids)
Molecular function (GO): GTP binding; GTPase activity
Source: RefSeq, a predicted model, not a curated record